Molecule: messenger RNA, 714 nt
Organism: Paramecium tetraurelia
Lineage: Eukaryota; Ciliophora; Oligohymenophorea; Peniculida; Parameciidae
Exons: 3
Biological process (GO): mRNA splicing, via spliceosome
Cellular component (GO): spliceosomal complex; nucleus
Molecular function (GO): RNA binding; zinc ion binding
Source: RefSeq, a predicted model, not a curated record
AUGAAAAUACCUUCGUAAAUCAUUUUGAUGGCAAAAAAACACAAAGCAUUGGCUAAACUAAAAGAAAAACAAAUAGAACAAGUCAUUUAAGCUAGCAAUCAAUAAGAAUUACCCAAGGAAGACAAUGAAGGACAAAGGAAAAAGAAGAUGGCUUAUUUAGAAGUGGCCAUCUUAUAAUAUAAGGAUACCCUAUAAUAACAAUUGAAUGACACAAUGAAUUUAGUGAGAAAGAAAUAAAGUAGAAGAUAUGAAGAAAAUGAAGAUGAUGAGGCUGUUCCAGUCUAAGAUUAAUAAUUAGAUCAACCUGAAGAAGCCAGUAGUGAAGAUGAAAGUCCAAUCUAUAAUCCAAAGAAUUUACCAUUGGGAUGGGAUGGAAGACCUAUUCCAUAUUGGCUAUACAAAUUACAUGGUUUGGGUGUUGAAUAUAAAUGCGAAAUAUGUGGAAAUACAUCCUAUUGGGGAAGGAAGGCUUUUGAGGAUCAUUUUCAAGGUUGGAGACAUUCUUAUGGCAUGAGAUGUCUGAGAAUACCAAAUACUUUGCAUUUUAAGGAAAUCACUAAAAUUUAAGAUGCUAUCAGUUUGUACAAAAAAAUCCAAUACGAUCAGGAAAGAAGCAAGUUCAGACCAGAAUAUGAGGAGGAAUAUGAGGAUACAGAUGGAAAUCUGUUAAAUAAGAAAACUUAUUAUGAUUUAAAAAAGUAGGGAUUGUUAUGA